AUGUCCGCCAGAAAGCUCACGUUCAUCCCAGGCCCUAUCGAGUUCUCGGACAAUGUCCUUGCAGCCAUGUCCACGCCUUCGCAGGCACACACCUCGCCUGAGUUCGUCAAGGUGUUCCAGUCGGUGCUGGUGAAAACCAGAAAGAUGUUCUGCUCCGCUGCAGCAUCGAAGUCGCAACCGUUUGUGAUCUCCGGGUCGGGCACGCUCGGGUGGGACUUGUGCGGAUCCAACCUGGUGAACCACAGCGACAAGGUCCUGGUCUUGUCGACCGGGUUCUUCUCCGACCAGUUCGCCAACUGCCUGAAGAUCUACUCCGACAGCGUCGACGUCUUGGAGGCACCGGAGUUCGGCGCCUCCGUCGACUUCAAGCAGCUCGAGUCGAAGCUCGCUGCCACCGCGUACGACGUCAUCACCAUCACGCAGACAGACACCUCGUCGGGCGUCUUGACCGACGUCGAGGCCGUCUCCAAGGUCGUCAAGAAGAUCUCGCCUAAGACGCUCAUUGUCGUCGACGCAGUCUGCGCCACCGCGUGCGAAACCUUGAAGUUCGACGACUGGGGCAUCGACUACGUCUUGACCGCCUCCCAGAAGGCCGUCGGUGUUCCUUCCGGCUUGUCCAUCUCCAUCGCCUCCAGCAGAGCCAUGGAGAAGGCUCUACAGAGACCAAAGCCCUCCUCCUUCUUCGCCGACAUGAAGAGAUGGGCCCCAAUCAUGCAGGCCUACGAGAGCGGCAAGGGCGCCUACUUCGCCACCCCGGCCGUCCAGUUGAUCCACGCUCUGAACGUGUCCCUCGACGAGUUGCUCGCCGCUGACACCCAGACCAUCGACGCUAGAGUCGCCGCUCACAAGGCCGCCUCCGACGCCUUCAAGGACAAGCUCGUCAACGAGUUGGGCCUCAAGCUCGUGCCGGUCUCCAGAGACGUCGCCGCCCACGGUCUCUCCGUCGUCUACUACCCAGAAAACGUCGAGGGUGCUGCUCUCUUGUCCAAGAUGGCCGCCAACGGCUUCACUAUUGCUUCCGGUAUUUACAAGGAAUACAAGGACAAGUACUUCAGAAUCGGUCACAUGGGUGUCAGCGCAGUUGGCGAAAGAAAGCAAGAAUUGAACGAAUGUUUCGAAGCUUUGAAACUCUCUUUGUCCGAAUUGGGUUACCAAAAAUAG
Pichia membranifaciens NRRL Y-2026 is the source of this 1161-nucleotide messenger RNA. RefSeq lists its product as hypothetical. The record is from RefSeq and is a predicted model, not a curated record. The transcript has a single exon. Gene Ontology annotation, cellular component: peroxisome. The coding region runs from base 1 to 1161 and encodes 386 amino acids. Gene Ontology annotation, molecular function: L-serine:pyruvate transaminase activity; L-alanine:glyoxylate transaminase activity. NCBI's taxonomy places the organism in Eukaryota, Fungi, Ascomycota, Pichiomycetes, Pichiales, Pichiaceae.